CAUAUCCAGUGCUCUGAGAAAUACAGAGUUGGGCAAAGUCCCUGUCUUGCGGAGCUUCCAAUCAGAAAAAUCCUCUGCACACAAACAAGGCUGGCAGAAUAGCUGUUGAUCCACAGUGGGAGCCCGGAGAAUGAAGCGGGUUUGAAGGUCUUAACCAGAUGAACCAGCUACUCUUGGAUCUCUGAGUCCUCUAAUGAUCUUGCAGUGAUACUGAAGUUUGGAGAUUCAGAUGUGGUUCCUAAACCUUUGUCAAUGAGGACGGUCUACUGCACUGCUGGAAAUGUGCUUUAGCAAGGUGUUUUGUUCUGUGCGUGCAUUCCCGCCGGGUAGCCAUCAAGUGACCUGCCACAAGAUGCUCAGCGAAAAUGAAUCCUGCUCCAGCUUUCCUAGCUUUGACACAGCUCCCCCCUUACCGUAGGCGUCAUGCAUGGCUCCGGAUAUAUUUGUUCUGCCCGUCUCACUUCAUUGUUCUGAAAAACAUGUAAAUCCACCUGGCAUCCAGUGGCCACUUUCAACCAGGGCUGAACACGCAAAGCCAAAAGAAGGACAGGGUACAAUGCUUUGGGAGGCAGACACACAGGAUUUCCUCCCCACUGUCCUUCAUUAGAUUCUGCCACCACCCAGACUCAGCCCCUAGCAAUCACUGUAGGUAUAAUUUUAGAAAGAACUGGAAGAAGGGAAACCUCUCCUGUAACUUUCAGUUGGCAGAGAACAUGGCACCGUGUUUCUGCCUUCUGGCUCUUGACUUUUAGCCCGCAUGCCUUGGAAAGGAGAGAAAGGAAAACAGCUAGAAGAAGAGGAAGAGAAGGAAAAGGAGGAAACAGCUCAGGACUCUGUUCUCCAAAUCUGCCAGUGAUGAGAAGAAGCAGCUGCAGUAGCUGUUCACAGCAUUGAGGGGUUGCUCUGAUCUCAUUUCUGGAACAACAGUUUGCUUUCUAAGAGCAUGUUUCCUGAGAGACUGGGAUUCAGCCCUGGAGGAUAAGAAGGGGAGAAAAACAGCAGCACCGAGAAAGAUUAUUCCCAUCUCUAAUAUGGCUCCGCAGACCGGGAAGGAUAGGCAGUUCCCUCCAGUCCCCCAGUGUUCUUCUGAGGUUCACCAUGGUCUCCACCUCCACUCACUGCAUAGGACCCCUAACUGGAAAUGUCCUUUCCAACCCAGUUGUUCCUUGCUGCUGUGAACCAUGCUGGUUAUGUGAAAGAAGAGGUUUUAUUAAAAAUGCAGAGUAAGAAGCAGGCUCCACUAAAUUACUAUGUUGGAAUUGAUGUUGGAUCAGCAAGUGUUCGUGCGGCUUUGGUGGAUGAAUUUGGGACAGUAGUGGCACAUGCAGAUCAGCCAAUCCAAAUUUGGGAACCCCAAACAGACCACUAUGAGCAGUCCUCUGCUGACAUAUGGGCUGCUUGUUGCUCAGUCACAAAGAAAGUUGUCUGUGGGGUAGAUGCCAGACGGAUUCGAGGGCUUGGUUUCGAUGCUACAUGUUCUCUUGUUGUUGUGGAUAAGCAGUUCCAACCCUUGGCAGUCAACUGUGAAGGACAAAACCAUAGGAACGUUAUUAUGUGGAUGGACCAUCGUGCAGUCAGUCAAGUAGACCGAAUCAAUCAAACACAACACAGGGUUUUGAGCUAUGUUGGGGGAACAAUGUCUGUGGAAAUGCAGCCACCUAAAUUGCUGUGGAUCAAGGAGAAUUUGCAAGAAUCAUGCUGGGAGAAGGCUGGCUACUUCUUUGAUCUUCCGGAUUUCUUAUCUUGGAAAGCAACAGGUGUCACUGCAAGAUCCCUCUGUACAUUGGUGUGCAAAUGGACAUAUACUUCAGAUGGAGGUUGGGAUGACAGCUUCUGGCAAAUGAUUGGCUUGGAAGAUUUAGUGGAGGAAAAGUAUAAAAAAAUAGGAAACCACGUCUUGUCUCCUGGAGAGUCUGUUGGAAAAGGUCUAACGCCAGAGGCUGCGAAAGAUCUUGGUCUCCCCGAAGGGACUGCAGUAGCAGCUUCUCUCAUUGAUGCACAUGCUGGAGGACUAGGAGUAAUUGGAGCAGAUGUGAAAGGACACAACCUGCCAUGUGAAAAUCAGCUAAUUACAUCUCGAGUUGCUCUGAUCUGUGGGACAUCUUCAUGCCACAUGGGGAUAAGUGAAACACCCAUUUUUGUGCCUGGUGUUUGGGGACCUUACUUCUCUGCUAUGGUGCCUGGAUUUUGGUUGAAUGAAGGAGGUCAGAGUGCUACCGGAAAACUGAUAGAGCAUGUCGUCCGAGGCCAUGUCGCUUUCCCAGAAUUACAGGCAAAAGCUGCAGCCAGAUUAAGGAAAAACAGCAAACUUGAUGUUUUAUCUUCACUCCAGUCUAAAAUGGAAGAGUCACUGCUGACAGAUACAUUGAACACAUAUAGUUACUUUCCAUCCUCCCUUUCUCAAAGUAUAUAUACAUACUUGAACAGUCACCUGGAUCUGAUUAAGAAAUCUUUGCCUGUGGGUUUCCUCACUGUUGAUUUACAUGUUUGGCCAGAUUUCCAUGGUAACAGAUCUCCCUUAACAGAUCUGACACUAAAGGGCAUGGUUGUUGGACUAACAUUGUCUCGGGGUCUGGAUGAACUUGCCCUUAUCUACUUGGCCACGAUUCAAGCCAUUGCUUUAGGAACGAGACAUAUUUUGGAAACUAUGCAGGCUGCAGGGCAUCAUAUCAACACGCUGUUUCUGUGUGGUGGGCUGAGCAAGAACCCCCUCUUCGUGCAGAUGCACGCUGACAUUACUGGCAAGCCUGUUGUCCUGUCCAAAGAAGUGGAGUCUGUUUUGGUGGGUGCUGCUAUUCUUGGAGCUUGUGCUUCUGGGGAUUUUGCAUCUAUACAGGAGGCCAUGGCAAAAAUGGGAAAAAUUGGGAGAGUCGUGCAGCCAAACCAUGGGGAUAAAAGAUUUUAUGACAAGAAAUAUGAAGUAUUUUUGAAACUUGUGGAACAUCAGAGAGAGUAUCGCUCUAUCAUGAAAAGCUUCUAAUCCAGAUCACGUAGUGUGGGAACAAUAUGGGUGACAUUUUUCCAGGUACUUUUGGCAGAGGUAAUUUCUUCUUACUGUGUUGUUGUUCACUGUAAAGAUAUACUUUUAUCAUUAAAAAUGUACAUUUUCCUUUCUAAUUAAAAAUAAAAUGCAUUCAUUUCAG
Struthio camelus australis is the source of this 3143-nucleotide messenger RNA. The record is from RefSeq and is a predicted model, not a curated record. Lineage: Eukaryota; Metazoa; Chordata; Aves; Struthioniformes; Struthionidae.